This is a messenger RNA of Vitis vinifera (wine grape), 3771 nucleotides long. Its product is annotated as 26S proteasome non-ATPase regulatory subunit 1 homolog A. NCBI's taxonomy places the organism in Eukaryota, Viridiplantae, Streptophyta, Magnoliopsida, Vitales, Vitaceae. Gene Ontology annotation, biological process: regulation of protein catabolic process; proteasome-mediated ubiquitin-dependent protein catabolic process. The transcript has 13 exons. The coding region runs from base 393 to 3407 and encodes 1004 amino acids. The record is from RefSeq and is a predicted model, not a curated record. Gene Ontology annotation, cellular component: proteasome complex; proteasome storage granule; nucleus. Gene Ontology annotation, molecular function: enzyme regulator activity.
AACACCAAAGCAAAAAAUGGGAAGUUUGGUAAAAGGAAUUGAAGAGUGAAGACCGAAGAAUACCGUUUCUUGAGGAAAAAGAAAGUAUCUGAACAACUCCCCAGUCCCCCACACACCAUCCACCGCCACAAUUCCCUUUCGAUAGUGCCGACGAAUCCCUCGUAUCUUUCAUCUUAGAAAGAAGUUCAUUGUGAGCAAAAACGCGUGGAAGCCAUUGGGAGUGAGCCACAAGACAACAACACCUUUGCUAGCUGAUGAUGCUUAUUACACUUUGCCAUCAAUUCGACCCCUGUCUCUGGUUAUAUUCUCCACAUCUCUAAAUUUUCUUCGUAAGCGCCAACCCUAGCCAAGACUCCCGGAGACUUGGAACCCUAGACUUCGGUGUUGCAGCUAUGGCGACGAAGGUGAGCUCCGCCGGUGGCCUUUUAGCGAUGCUGAACGAGAGCCAUCCCAUGCUCAAGUUUCACGCACUCUCCAAUCUCAACGCUUUCGUUGACUAUUUCUGGCCUGAGAUCUCCACCAGCGUACCCAUCAUAGAAAGUUUAUAUGAAGAUGAAGAGUUUGAUCAAAGACAAAGGCAACUUGCUGCAUUGCUAGUUUCAAAGGUUUUCUAUUACCUAGGCGAGCUCAAUGACUCAUUGUCGUACGCACUUGGAGCUGGUCCCUUAUUUGAUGUUUCAGAGGAUUCUGAUUAUGUACACACUCUUCUUGCUAAAGCUAUAGAUGAAUAUGCCAGUCUUAAGUCUAAGGCAGCAGAAUCAAAUAAUGAAGCGCUGGUGGAUCCUCGGUUGGAGGCAAUUGUGGAGAGAAUGUUGGAUAAGUGUAUUGUGGAUGGAAGAUACCAACAAGCUAUGGGAAUGGCAGUUGAAUGCAGAAGAUUGGAUAAACUUGAGGAAGCAAUCACUAGGAGUGAUAAUGUUCAUGGAACUCUGUCAUAUUGCAUUAACAUCUCUCAUUCCUUUGUUAAUCGUAGAGAAUAUCGCCAUGAGGUUCUUCGUCGUCUUGUUAAAGUGUAUCAAAAGCUUCCAUCUCCUGAUUAUUUGAGUAUUUGCCAGUGUCUGAUGUUCUUGGAUGAACCUGAAGGUGUUGCAAGCAUAUUAGAAAAGCUCCUUCGUUCUGAAAAUAAAGAUGAUGCUCUGCUGGCAUUUCAAAUAGCCUUUGAUCUUGUAGAGAAUGAGCACCAAGCUUUUCUCUUGAAUGUGAGAGAUCGCCUUUCGAAUCCCAGGUCUCAACCUUCUGAAUCAGUGCAGCCAGGAAACAAUGAUACUGAUUCUACUCAAAAUGGAAAUCCUGGUGCCUCAGAGGAUGUUGAGAUGGCAGAUGGAUCUCAUGCUUCUAAUGGGAGUCUGCAUGAAAUGGAUCCUAUUGAAGCAUCAUAUGCUGAGAGACUGACAAAAAUCAAGGGAGUUUUGUCUGGAGAGACAUUGAUACAAUUGACUCUACAGUUUUUAUAUAGUCAUAACAAAUCGGAUCUUCUAAUUCUAAAGACAAUAAAGCAAUCUGUUGAGAUGAGAAAUAGUGUCUGCCACAGUGCAACAAUUUAUGCUAAUGCAAUUAUGCAUGCUGGGACAACAGUGGAUACAUUUCUCAGGGAGAAUCUGGACUGGCUGAGCAGAGCCACAAAUUGGGCUAAGUUCAGUGCAACAGCUGGGCUAGGUGUGAUUCAUAGAGGCCACCUGCAACAGGGAAGGUCACUGAUGGCACCUUACUUGCCUCAGAGUGGGGCUGGUGGUGGUGGCAGUCCAUACUCAGAAGGUGGAGCCCUCUAUGCUCUUGGUCUGAUUCAUGCCAACCAUGGAGAGGGAAUCAAGCAAUUCCUUCGUGAUAGCUUGCGCAGUAGCAAUGUUGAGGUUAUACAGCAUGGUGCAUGCUUGGGUCUUGGUUUAGCUGCUCUUGGGACUGCUGAUGAAGAUGUCUAUGACGAUAUAAAAAAUGUGCUCUAUACUGACAGUGCUGUUGCUGGUGAAGCAGCUGGCAUCAGUAUGGGUUUACUAAUGGUUGGUACUGCAAGUGAGAAGGCAAGUGAGAUGCUUACUUAUGCACAUGAGACACAGCAUGAGAAGAUUAUUAGGGGUUUAGCAUUGGGAAUAGCCCUUACGGUGUAUGGAAGAGAAGAAGAAGCUGACACAUUAAUUGAGCAGAUGACUAGGGAUCAGGAUCCUAUACUACGUUAUGGUGGUAUGUAUGCAUUGGCCUUGGCCUACCAAGGAACAGCAAACAACAAGGCCAUUCGCCAGCUGUUGCACUUUGCUGUAUCAGAUGUGAGUGAUGAUGUCAGAAGAACUGCUGUUCUAGCACUUGGGUUUGUCCUAUACUCCGAACCAGAGCAGACUCCUCGAAUUGUCUCCUUGUUAUCUGAGUCCUACAACCCACAUGUUCGAUAUGGUGCUGCUCUUGCAGUAGGAAUUUCCUGUGCUGGUACUGGCUUGAGCGAGGCAAUAUCUUUGCUAGAGCCUCUGACAUCAGAUGUUGUUGAUUUUGUUCGUCAAGGUGCCCUUAUUGCAAUGGCUAUGGUUAUGGUCCAGAUCAGUGAAAGUAGUGAUUCCCGUGUUGGAACUUUCAGGCGACAAUUGGAAAAAAUAAUUCUUGACAAGCAUGAAGACACCAUGAGCAAGAUGGGAGCAAUUUUGGCCUCGGGAAUCCUGGAUGCUGGUGGAAGGAAUGUGACCAUAAGGUUGCUUUCUAAGACAAAACAUGAUAAAGUGACUGCGGUUGUUGGUCUUGCUGUUUUCAGCCAGUUCUGGUAUUGGUAUCCCCUUAUCUAUUUUGUUAGCCUGUCCUUCUCACCCACUGCUUUUAUUGGACUGAAUUAUGACCUGAAAGUCCCAAGGUUUGAGUUCUUAUCUCAUGCAAAACCUUCACUGUUUGAGUACCCUCGACCAACCACCGUGCCCACUGCUACAUCUACUGUGAAGCUCCCCACUGCAGUUUUAUCAACAUCAGCAAAGGCCAAAGCUAGGGCUAAAAAAGAAGCUGAACAGAAAGGUAAUGCUGAAAAGUCAGCUGGGGCAGAGUCUUCAUCUACCAGUCAAAGUUCUGGAAGAGGAAAAUCCUCUGCUGAGAAGGAUGGAGACUCUAUGCAGGUUGAUAGUCCUUCAGAGAAGAAGGCGGAGCCUGAGGCAUCUUUUGAAAUUUUGACCAACCCAGCGAGGGUGGUUCCUGCUCAGGAGAAGUUCAUUAAAUUUCUGGAAGAAAGCAGAUAUGUCCCAGUGAAGUUAGCUCCAUCAGGGUUUGUUCUCCUGAAAGACUUGCGUCCUACUGAACCUGAGGUGCUGUCUCUCACAGACACGCCCUCAUCUACAGCAUCACCGGCGAGUGGAUCAGCAACUGGACAGCAGGCUGCAGCAUCAGCCAUGGCAGUAGAUGAGGAGCCCCAGCCACCUCAGCCUUUUGAAUACACAUCAUGAUUAGAUGCUGAUCAAAUUUCUGAGUGGAUGGAGAGUGAUUCUCAUGGCAUUUAAUGGGAGAAGCUGUGGUUAUCUGUGAAACAAGUUGUUGCAAGUGAAGCCUUAAUUCUUGGAAGAUGGGUUUCUUUGAUGCUGGCAGUGUUGUUUCUCCUGAGUUGUUGAAACUGCUAAAACCGUUUUCUCUUUCUAAUUUAUAUGUACAUUGAAAGUGCGGAAGGGUAGGGAAGCUGCAAUCGCUUCUUCUUUAGUAGCUUGGGUACACGAGUAUCCACCCCUACCCCUGCUGCUUCAUUCGCCUGUAACUGAGGAAUUGUUUUGACCACAAUUUGGUCAAUGAACAGAGCCAGGUUAUUAUUUUCUUCAA